AUGGAAUCAAACAAAAAAACCGUAAAAGUUCUGCGUGAUGAGCUUGCUGCACUGGGCGCAAAAAGAACAGGAAAUAAAAAAGUGCUUGAGAAAAGGCUCGAAAAUUGGAACAAACACAACCUGAACUCAACUCUUGUUGCUGUUCCUCCAGUUCCUGCAGCAGAUAGUAGCGCGUUUGAGAAUAUGAAGAAAUAUAAUGCGAUGGAAGACCUCCCGACUGAACAGCUUAAGUGGCUAACGUUUGAAACCAUCAAGCAGUACUUCCAACAACAUAAUGCGCUCAACAGUUUCAAGGAGGGCCGAAAACUGCAUGUGGCGAAUCAUUUGCGACAAGUUGGAUUUGGAAAAACAUCUGCGGGAGGUCUUCAAGUUCGCAGCUUUUGUAAGGCUGCAAUGAAGAAGCAAGUAUUAUACUGUGUAAUAGUUGAGCUCGCAAUCGCAAGCAUUUCCAAAUGUACUUGCACAUGCCCUGCAGGACAGGGAAAUUCAGCUGCCUGUAAACAUGUUGCUGCCUUAUUGCUUUGCUUGGAGUGCUACUUAGAAACAGGUACGAUUUUUACUGGUGCUUCGUGUACGUCGGAGUUGCAGCAGUGGCACAAACCUCCAAAACUAGAAGACGAGCAAAUAAAUAAACAUAAUUUUACAACUACUACUACUGGAAGCAGCAGCAGUAGUAGAAAGGCAGCGGUUCCUGUCAACCACGAGUUUGCACCCCGAACCUUGCGCGUUGUUCACGCCGAGCUGGCUGCUGGCAGCGAGCCCCGUUUGAUGGUGCAAGCACUCCGAUGUGGAUCAACCUAA
This is a messenger RNA of Ochlerotatus camptorhynchus, 801 nucleotides long. RefSeq lists its product as uncharacterized. Gene Ontology annotation, molecular function: zinc ion binding. The transcript is spliced from 6 exons. The coding region runs from base 1 to 801 and encodes 266 amino acids. The record is from RefSeq and is a predicted model, not a curated record. NCBI's taxonomy places the organism in Eukaryota, Metazoa, Arthropoda, Insecta, Diptera, Culicidae.